Molecule: messenger RNA, 3342 nt
Organism: Procambarus clarkii (red swamp crayfish)
Lineage: Eukaryota; Metazoa; Arthropoda; Malacostraca; Decapoda; Cambaridae
Gene: aay
Product: phosphoserine phosphatase
Biological process (GO): L-serine biosynthetic process; dephosphorylation
Cellular component (GO): cytoplasm
Molecular function (GO): L-phosphoserine phosphatase activity; magnesium ion binding
Source: RefSeq, a predicted model, not a curated record
GGUGGUGUUAGGGGGUGUAAGUGGGUGAUGACCGGGGCUUUGUGGGUAAUAUGUGGGCUCAGGCGGAGGGCAGUGGGCAGGGCGGUGUGUGUAUGUGCUGGUGGCAGGUGCCGCAGUGUUAGUCCGUCCACACGAGGCUACGCACCACGCCGCCGCCGCCUCCCACCUCUCACUCCAGCCAUGAACGGUAUCCACGCCAUCAUUACUGCCAACGGCAAAGUCCGCAGCAGACUACCAUCUUGGCAAGAGAGUCGUGAAAUAUGGAGGCUGGCGGAUGCUGUGUGCUUUGAUGUGGACUCCACAGUCAUUGUGGAUGAAGGACUCGACCAGCUGGCCAGUUUCUGUGGCAAAGCUGAAGAGGUUAAAAAAUUAACAAUAAGAGCUAUGCAAGGAGGUAUGGAGUUUAGGACAGCUUUAAGGACCAGACUUGAUCUCCUGCAGCCAAGAUUGGACACGAUACAAAAAUUUACGAGAGCCCACCCACCUAUACUCACUAGGGAUAUUGACCGACUGGUUGCUGCCUUACAAGCACGUGAUGUGGAUGUCUAUUUGGUAUCUGGAGGAUUCGUAUCUCUUAUUGCACCUGUAGCCAAGAUGCUCAACAUUCCAUUGGAAAAUAUCUUUGCCAAUCGACUUAAAUUCUUUUUUGAUGGUGAAUAUGGUGGAUUUGAUGAAGCACAACCAACAAGCAAGUCAGGUGGUAAAGCAGAAGUCAUCGCCUACCUAAAGAAGAGGGAAGGUUAUUCAAACAUCGUUAUGAUUGGUGAUGGAGCAACCGACAUGGAGGCUUGCCCACCCGCUGAUGCUUUUAUAGGAUUUGGGGGGAAUAUUGUACGAGAAGCUGUAAGAAACACAGCAACCUGGUUUGUCUAUGAUUUUGCUAGCCUUAUAGAUGAAUUAGAAAGUGAAGAUGAGUAAUUACAGUAUUUCAUAAGUAAGAGUAACAAAGGUAUUAUAUUUUUGUGCAAUUUUUAUAAAAUAGUUGAUUUAGUCUCAUGAAGCAGAAUGGUGAAUAUUUGUUGAAAUAUAUGAUAGAGUUUUGAACUGCCUUCAUUGAACUUUAAUCAUUUUAAGUCUGUGUGAGAAUACAGAAAAUAAUGUUUGUAAUGUAACAACAGGAAAAUACUCGAUACUGUGUACAUUCAGUGCAAUUAUUUUUUUUUUUUACUAUACACUUGUGUAAGGAGCAGCCAAAUAUGAUGAUUCAGAAUUUUUUUAACAUCAGGAUAACGAUAUUCAUUAAAUAUUGGUUUAUUGAUGUAAAAAAAUAUUACUAUGCAUUUCAGUAUUUAUAUUUUAUAUGCAUUUACAAUCUUAGUAGUUAUUGCCACAAGUAAAGCUUAUAUUUGUGUUUGCCACAAGAUUCAGGGACAAUUGCCUCAUUUUGAGAUUUUAGAUGCAAGAGGAGGGCUAGUAUGACCUCUUUACUAUAGUAUAGAUAGGACCUCUCCAUUAUAGUAUGGAUAGCAUGACCUCUUUGCAAAAGUGGGAAGAGUGAUGUUACAAAUGUGAAAAUGAACAUGAAAUGUUCCAUUACAUAUAGUUUUUACCAUAGAUUUUGAGCCAUGUAUUUGGCUAGUUGUGCUUGUAGGCGUUGAUCUUCAGCUCUUUUGUAUAUGUAAUUACCUAAGUGUAGUUACAAGAUAAGAGCUACUCUCACGGUGAGUAGCUACUCAUGGUGUCUUCCUGAUACUUAUCACAUGACGCUUUGAAACUACUGAGGGUUUUAGUAUCUACCACCUUCUUGCUUAAUUUGCUCCAAUUGUCUACCACUUUGUUUACAAAAGAGAAGUUUCUAAUGCUUUUUCAGCAUGUUUGUUUCCUUAGUGACAGGUAGAGUUGUGGUUUCACCUUCUGUUGGUCAAAGUUGGUCCAGUGGUGGCUCUUUGCCACUACCUGCAGGCUACCUGUUCUGUUUUGGUGGAUGCUUUGUUAGUUGACCCUGUUUCCUUGGUCCCCUGUUCCAAGCUAGCAUUUCCCAGGUCGCCUACAGUGUCAUUGUCUAGCCAGCCUGCGGUCUACCCUUGGGCCCACGAUGUUCUUAAGUAUGCUGCCUAAGCAGCUGCUUUUCCAACAAGUCCUGGGCUGAUAUUUGGCAUUGUAAUGGGGUGCUGGCCGCCGCUGAUAUUUCAUUAAUAUUCCUAGUCCCAAUCGGUCAGGUGUUGUUUUGGGCUGUCUCCCAUCCUGAAUUUUCUCCAUCUUGGUAUCUGCCACCUCUCCUCCUCUCUGGAAAGCCCCAUGUUUUUGUUCUUGAUGGUUAAUUAGCUUCAGGCAACCACUUGGGGGAAGGGGGGAGUGGGAAGGGGGGGGGGGGGAGGCGCUUGCAGAAACCCAACAUUUGACUGUAAUGAAAUCUCUGUUAAAUUCCCGGUGGCUCCCCAAUUCCUUCCCUCCCUCCCUGGUUCAUCAGUUCAUCAAUGAGUUGUUCUCCAGCUCCAAAAUUGACCUGGGAUGCCAGCUGGGGGCUGGGCCACCUGGUGGUGGCUAUCAGUACUGAGUUUAGCUAGUUUUGAGUGAAACUCUUGACCUGUGCAAACUGUUUAAGAGUUACAGUACAGUAUUUGGAAGUUUCGAGGCUUUGUUUUUUGCGAACCCUCCAGUUGUCUGUAAAGCUUCAUUGAUUUUCUGGAUUCUUUUCCCAGUGGGGUGGGAGAUUGUCACUCUCUACACCUGUUUGGGACUAGGUUCUGGCUCUGAUUCCCAGUAGGCCAAACAAACCCUUUGACUGAUGUAACCCAUUAAUGUGAAGCAAUAUUGGCCAGAUAGCUUCAGAGAGCCAGUGGGACUUUUUUACUGGUAGUUUCAUUACAUUCAAUGCUGGGCUGUCCUGAUUUUGUUUUUUUCAAGCUAGAUUAGAGGACAGGUUGGAACCAAGGAUGCAGUAGGCAUUUUUACUGUGGAUUGUCAUGAAGUGGUGGAAUAGGAAGCUCUUGGAUUUCGUUGCUUCAUUGAGUAACUCUUUGAGAGUUGUCACUUUUGUUCCUUGCCUGAUGUUAUCCUACUGGGACAAAACUACAGUAAUUAUUUACAUUCUUUGCUUCCCUUUGGUUGAUGAUGCCACAUGGUUUAUCAAUACAGAGAGAUAUAGAUGUUGGGUAUGUGCAAUACCACACUAUCUGCCAUUCUUCCAGUUAUAAGGUAAUUCUAUCUGGUCAGCAAGGAGCACUACCAGAAUUGUUACCCAAGAAGUCCAAGGUUGCCUCUGGGCACUAGGAUGCAAACAAGACUACUCUUGAUGUUGACACUGGAACUGGGUGCAAUUAGGUGGGGGGGGGGGAUCAUGUAUACAUGUAGUCAUGUUAGGGUGCACUAAAUAGUUUCCGAAUUUCAUAUUUCACAUUA